UCAAUUUUCUUUUUAAAAGAGAAAAUUCUAGAACCAGCUCUUUUCGCUCUGUGUCCUUUGCCCUAUAAGGCUAAUCACCAUCUUCCCUUUCGAAUCUUGUUGCUCCCUUAUCCCAUCUGCAAAUAAUCGAUUUAUUUUGCCAAUUUCCUUGAGAAAGUUCAAACCUUUGGUGCUUUCCCUUUUCAGAGUAUGGCAUCGAAACGGAUCUUGAAGGAGCUCAAGGAUUUGCAGAAAGAUCCUCCUACCUCUUGCAGCGCUGGUCCUGUCGCUGAGGACAUGUUCCAUUGGCAAGCUACCAUCAUGGGACCUGCUGAUAGCCCUUAUGCAGGAGGUGUAUUUCUAGUUUCUAUUCAUUUCCCCCCUGAUUAUCCAUUUAAGCCCCCAAAGGUUGCAUUUAGGACUAAAGUGUUCCACCCAAAUAUCAACAGCAAUGGAAGCAUAUGUCUGGAUAUACUUAAAGAACAGUGGAGCCCAGCGCUAACAAUUUCUAAGGUGCUGUUGUCCAUUUGCUCUUUGUUGACGGACCCAAACCCCGAUGAUCCACUUGUUCCGGAAAUUGCUCACAUGUACAAGACUGACCGGGCUAAGUAUGAAGCCACUGCACGCAGCUGGACACAGAAGUAUGCAAUGGGAUGAUGGCGAGCUAAAAACCCUUAGCAUCUAGAAGCAGUUGUGAAUCCAUGGAUUUCAUUAAGAAUGAAUCUCCUAUUUCUUUUGUUCGAGGACUCAAUGUUGGCAAGGAACAUUAUGGUCUUGUGAAUAUUAUUUGAAGACAUUGGAGAUUGGAAAACUGUAAUGUAAUGUUAUCAUGUUGUCAAGUGAAUGAUCUGCUUGUUGAUCUACAACUCCUAUGAUUGAUUAAGAAAAUAAUGUUUUGUGGGUA
Carya illinoinensis is the source of this 883-nucleotide messenger RNA. Its product is annotated as ubiquitin-conjugating enzyme E2-17 kDa. Gene Ontology annotation, molecular function: ubiquitin conjugating enzyme activity. NCBI's taxonomy places the organism in Eukaryota, Viridiplantae, Streptophyta, Magnoliopsida, Fagales, Juglandaceae. The transcript is spliced from 5 exons. Gene Ontology annotation, cellular component: nucleus. The coding region runs from base 190 to 636 and encodes 148 amino acids. Gene Ontology annotation, biological process: protein polyubiquitination. The record is from RefSeq and is a predicted model, not a curated record.